Messenger RNA from Carassius carassius (crucian carp), 3638 nucleotides. RefSeq names its product disintegrin and metalloproteinase domain-containing protein 15-like. Bases 328 to 3411 code for a protein of 1027 amino acids. The record is from RefSeq and is a predicted model, not a curated record. The transcript has 26 exons. Gene Ontology annotation, molecular function: integrin binding; metalloendopeptidase activity. NCBI's taxonomy places the organism in Eukaryota, Metazoa, Chordata, Actinopteri, Cypriniformes, Cyprinidae. Gene Ontology annotation, biological process: proteolysis; integrin-mediated signaling pathway; innate immune response.
AACCCGACCCGACAGCAAAGAGUUAACUCGAAAGAGGAAACCCUAUCUGGUUGGACACACUGAGAAAUGCGAUUAUACUGCCUCGGGAUAACACUGGCGAGCGGACGGAUCGCGCACUCUACCGAGAAAGCUUAUUUUACAAGGUUAUCAUCACAUGCGAUUCCUCUGUAUCUCAAGAAACGAGCGCAAUAGAGUAGCCUAGCAACUAUUACUGUUGGGGCAGAACUGAGGUUUUCAGCAGGAUGUCGGUUCGCCCUGACAGAACCUACGCUGGGCCGAGAACACGCUUUCAGAACGGACUGCAGCUUGGCGUCCAGCAGCAGGUGAAUGGCCAGGUGCGCGUUCACGUGUGACAGUUCGUCUGACCGCUGGCCGUUAACGGGACUGUUUCUAAGAAGUGCACUGAUCCGCUACUCCAUUUCAAUUCAAAGAUUAGACCAGUCAGUGCGUUGCUGGACCAUGAAGCACCAUCAUCAGUUGUUCAGGUGUUUUUGGCGAACUCUCGUCACUGUUCUUCUGUUUGAAGGCACCCCGCUCCUGAUGUUCAGGGGGUCCCUCACUCUGACCUUAAACAGGGAUGACAGCAGCUUUACACGGAUAACUAACUCCUCUCAUAGUGUCACAAGUCACAGAAGAGAACUGAAGCCUCUGGCGAAGACAAGGCCGUUUGCUGUUAUUAAUGGAGUUAGGAGAAGUCUGAGUGAUGUUUUACAGAAUGGUCACCCAGACAGAUUGCAGUGUGGUUUACAACUGGGAAGCAGCACGUAUAUCUUGGACCUAGAGAAAAACAAAGCUCUUUUGCCAAAGCCGCCUAACGUGUUCUACUACCUGCCAAACGGAACUGGGGUGUCCAUGAAGGAGAACCCAGUGAUGCAUUGUUACUAUCAUGGUUCAGUGCAGGGUUUCCCUCAGUCCCGUGUGGCACUCAGCUCCUGCUCUGGGUUACGGGGAGUGAUAGUCAUUAACGCCACACUGAGCUUUGAGCUGCAUCCUGAGGAAGAAAAGCAUGACAGAGAAGAGGAAGGAAGAGGAGAAAUGGAAGAAGGAUGGAUGCACGGGAUCUACCCUACAGAUUCACAAACAUCAAAGUCUAAAGACUGUGGAGUGUCACAUACCUCUAUUCCUCCCAUUCAGAUCAUCCCACACACACACAGGAGUAAGAGAGACAUUCUCUCAGAGACCAAAUAUAUUGAGCUGGUGCUGGUGGUGGAUCAUAAAGAGUAUCUGAAUUAUCAGAAGAAUAAUAAAACCAUAAUUUACCGCAUGUUGGAUGUGGCAAACCAAGUAGACUGGUUCUACCGGCCACUCAAUGUACGUGUAGCUCUGGUGGGUCUGGAGAUCUGGAGUGACCAGGACAAAAUUAAAGUGGAUAAAAAUCCCACUGAAACUCUUAACCGCUUCCUGGAUUGGAGGACCGGGGACCUUCUACCACGACUACGGCAUGACAACGCACAGCUCAUCAUGGGUGAAUCAUUUGAUGGGACAACAGUUGGCAUGGCAUCUCAGUCGUCCAUGUGCUCAAAGGAUCGGUCAGGAGGAGUGAAUGUGGAUCACCUGGUGAGUGUGUUAGGUGUAGCAUCAACGGUGGCACACGAGUUGGGUCACAACCUGGGAAUGAGUCAUGAUACUGCCGACAGGCGCUGCCAGUGCCAGAACGAGCCUCGGCUUGGGGGCUGCAUCAUGGAGCCCUCCACUGGGUUUAUGCCCGGUCAACUCUUCAGCAGCUGCAGCGAACGGGAUCUCUCUCUCAGUCUACUGCACGGUGGUGGAAUGUGUCUGUUUAACGUGCCUCAGCCCGAGAGUCUUCAGGGAGGUCCGCGCUGCGGGAACCUGUAUGUAGAGAGAGGAGAGGAGUGUGACUGCGGCCUGCUGGAUGAGUGUAAUGAUCCUUGCUGCAAUGCCAGCACAUGUAAACUGGUUCCUGGGGCCCAGUGCUCUUCUGAUGGCAUCUGCUGUGAGAACUGCAAGUUGCGUGUGGCCGGGUCGGUGUGUCGGGAGCCGUUGGGAGAGUGUGAUUUACCGGAGUACUGCACUGGCACUUCACCUUACUGUCCUCCUAAUGUGUUUCUGCAGAACGGAGAGUCAUGCAAAGACGGGUCUUCCUACUGCUACAGUGGGGCGUGUGCCAGUCUGGAUGAGCAGUGUCAAAUGCUCUGGGGACAGAACUCCACCCAUGCUCCACCUAUCUGCUUUUCCUCUGUGAAUAAGCAGGGCAAUAAGUAUGGAAACUGUGGCCAGAUGUCCAACGGUUCCUACAUCCCCUGUUUGAAAGGUGAUGUGCACUGUGGUAGGAUCCAGUGUCAGGGUGGAAAUGAACGUCCUCUGCUGGGCUCCAACGCUGAGAUUCUGACCACAACAGUCAAACUGAACCAGAGUGACUUUACCUGCAGGGGCGCUUAUUUUAAUCUAGGUGAUGAUGUUUCCGACCCAGCCAUGGUGUCACAGGGGACAGCCUGUGGGCCCAGCAAGGCAUGUGUUGACCAACAGUGCCGGGACGUGGCCAUGUUUGGUGUUGAGGAAUGCCGCAGGAAGUGCAAUGGCCAUGGGGUGUGUAACAGUAAUAAGAACUGUCACUGUGAUGACGGCUGGGCUCCUCCUGACUGCAGAUACUCUGGAACCGGUGGCAGUGUGGACAGCGGCCCUGCACGAAAGCCCAAAGAUUCAGAUCCUGCACAGGUGGCUCUGCUGGUCAUUUUUCUGUUUGUGUUACCGGUUUCACUGCUGUUCGUCGCACUCCGUUUCCCCCGCUGUCGACGAGGUCUUGUGUACCUCGGCAACACUCCCUUCAACAAGUCCCGACAGAGCCGUGGUGUCUCAGUGGCCUACAUUGAAUACUGUGUGAAAGAGGAAAACCAGAGGACUCCUGCUGUGGAGCUUGCAAAUGCUCGAAAUGGAGAUCAGGUGCAACCGCUCAGGUACCAGUGGCCCCACCAGAGCGACAUCCCUCUCACCCAGGCUAUCAGCAAGGUCCAAAACAGCCCUGCUGCUCCAACUAAACCUCUUCCACCCGAUCCUGUCAUUAAACCUGCUCAGUUGGCGGGGCAUUGGCCCGCCCCUCCCACCAAACCCCUCCCUCCUGACCCCAUUCCCUCAGAGAGCAAAAUGCAGUGCAAGCCCACAGGAGCACGACCGGCUGCACCAAGCAAGCCUCUCCCUUCUGACCCUGUCCUCUCUACACAACAGAACCCUGUUCCCCCCAAACCCCCGGUUCCCAAGAAACCACUGCCUGUGAAUCUACCUUCAUCCCACGCUCCUCCACCCCCACUGCUGGGACAUCCAGGACCUGCCGCAUCUUCAUCAUCUUACUCGUGUAACCCUGCGUCAGCUGCUGCUCCUGCCAGACCUGCUCCUCAUCCACCUUUACGGAGACAGCAAUACCCUAGGAUACCCCACACUCUUCACCAAAUAUAGUCAGGAAGGAAACGCUGGCCCGGCUGCAAAUUUCUGGACUACAAAUUAUUUGUAUUUUUUCAGGAUUAUGUCUUGUUUAAUAGUAAAAAAUCUGUCCCCAUAAAACAAGCUAAAUUUGAGAAGAAAAACUGCAUAACAUAUUUAGACUUGUUUUUAUCAAAUAUAUUCUGAUUAUUUUGGGUAUAGCAUAUACCCUAUAUAUUUACACACACACACACACACAUAUA